CCGCUCAAGGCAGAGGAUGCUGCUCUGUCCAUGGCCCCCGCGCGGCCGCUCAAGGCAGAGGAUGGUGCUGCGGAUAUGGCCCCCGCGCCUCAGAUGUGCGACGAAUUGACUGCUUACAACAACCCACCCACGGAGGAAGACGAGGAGAAACCCGACCUUGCUGUCAAAUUGGAACAGUCGUCUGUUGAUCCUAUCUCCGUGCCCUUCCAAGUCAAGGUUCAGAUUGGUGAGGAGAAGGGCUCUACAACGGAUGAGAGGCCUGUGAUGAGCGUCUAUGAUGAGGCUGUUUCCGUGCCCUUCCAAGUCAAGGUUGAGAUUGGUGACGAGGAGGGCUCUAGAACUGAUGAGAGGCCUAUGAGAAUGGAUGAUGAGGGUUUGCUAGCUGAGUCUGACGAUUUGAACACUUGCCAUGUUGCCAACAACGGACUGUCGAGUAUGGCGCGAAACGCUCCCUGCAGCGAAACAUGUUCUUCCAGGGAUGUACUAUGCGUGCGUGGCACAGAGGACAGACAGACAGGUAGGAGCCAACAUGAGUGGGACGGUUUGGCGGGUAACGGAGGCUGAUUGGGGUGGCAUGGCAGAGGUAAUGACAACCGAAGCCGGUCUAAAGACGGUUUCUGAGGGAUUGUCCGAUUCGGUUAAGCACGGCGCCGAGCGAUGGCCACGUGGGGUUGAUGGCGCCGUAUUUAUGACAGAUGACAGUCAUGAGCUGCGACAAGGUGAUUCCAUGCCAAAAAUUGAACCCGAGGUCUCUGGCGGGUUACAUGAAGAUUCAGUCCCUUCCGUUUCUGGGCGCGUCAGUGUUUCAUUAAAUGGCAACACAGAUCGGGCUGGUGAAAUGCGCUGUAGGGAAUCACAUUGUUAUGCUGUUGGUUUUUCAAAUUCGGUAAAGUUUGAUAUCCAGCAGCUGCCACAUCACAUGGAAGCCAUGCUUUUGAAGAAAGAUGUUAAGCGUGAACUGGAAAUGGAUGCUUUGCUGCCAAAAAUUGAAGCCAAUGUAUCUAGUCCUGCGCAUCAAGAUUCAGUUCCUACAACUUUUGGGAGGAACCUUGCUGUUUAUUUAGAUGGCAAGGAUGGUGAAAUAUCUCAACACAAAACAGGCAUGGAGAAACUGCCUUCUGGCUCACUGGGAGGAGGUAUGCUCUCAGGUGAGAAUAAAUUUUCCACGAUGGAAGGGUGUUAUGCAAAUAAUAGGGGCUUGGGCCAUCAAGGUUUUUCUGGUAUCGAAUUGGGUUGUCCAGAUCAUUUGGCACUAGAGCUCAAUGCAUGUAAUUUUGUCGCUCACAAACCUUGCUCUACUGUCUUUGCUGAAAAUGGUAACGAUGAAGAAUUGGAAAAUCAAAAUUCAGAGUCAUUAAGUGUCUCCAGACGUAGGAAUCCAAGAAGAUCUGCCUCAUCAAGGAAUCCUACUCUUGAGAAACAUGAUCAAAUAUGCAAAGGAAGCAAUAGUUCACGCAAAUCUAACAAGAUCGAGAGUUCUUGCUCACUAGUUGAAAGCACCAUCAAUAAGUUCCCCAAAAAAAUCACAAAGCUGAGAAGUGGCAUCAACAGACCACUGAAAUCUACUGCCUGGGGCAGUCUUCAAAAGCUAACAUGUGGUUUUGGCCUGAACGGUGAACCUUCUACCUCUAAUUCUCAUCUGGUCACCCUUGAAAACGGAAGGUCACAUAAAAGAUCUGGGAAGAAAGAGCAACCUAGUGUUCGGAACAGUCGAAGUUCAACAUGUGCAAAAAAUAAGUCCCCUCCCUUUUCUGCUAUGGGAUUUGCAUCCGAUGAAUUGAAUGGGCAACCUACCUUUUCAGUUACAACUGGUACUUAUGCCUCCUCAGAAGGUUACAUAGGAAACUUUCCAAGAUUGGAUCUUCGUGCUUUGGUCAAUGGUUCUGGCGAUGCUCACAAAACUGAACAAUAUAUGUCUAUAAAGACUGACUUGCAGCAGUUAGACAGGUGCUUGGAGAGUGCUACUCAAGAAACAUGCCCUGCAUACAUCUGUGGAGACUUUGCUAAAUCAACAUCUGAACCUUCUCUAAAUAUUGCCAGUGUUGGAUUUUCACCUGACUCUGUUUUGGAGGUAGCUUCUGCUACAUGUGAAAACAACACUUCUGACUCUGGAAAGAACCUUGCUUCAUCAUCAACAGAUUUGGAGCAGUGGGCCCAAACUGUGAGGGGGGAUGAGAACACAAGAAAUGAAGAGACUAAUCCGUCUCACGCCAUAUCAGGUUUUAUUGGUAAGGGGAAAGUGCAAGUCUUAGAGAAGUCCAAUGCUGUCAGGAAAAGUAAAAAAGUGGGAAAGCAGGAACAACAGAAGAAAGACGGAAUGAAGGGAAAGAACAUAAAAAAUAGAGGAUCCACCAAAAGUCCUUCAAAACUUGGGGCCUUCUCUGAUGAUUCAUAUUCACUUGUUCCAUCAGUUCCUCCAAAGUCUGGUUCUUGUUUUGAGCUCGCAACUUCUGUCACACAGUGUAUCAGUAUGCGUGAACAUGAGAGUGUGCAGGGUCGUCCUGUAAUUGUCUGUGCACUUGACACUGUGAAAUCACAGAGACGGAAGAAAACUGAUGAUUCUGGAGGGAAGAAGGAUACGAUGUGGGAUCCAUAUGUGGAUGGAAAAGGCAUGAAUCAAAAAAUAGCAGGUGACGUUUUGUUUGAUUCUGGAUUGUCUACUUCACCUCCUCCAUUGGUUACUGACCUGGCAGCAUCUCAUACGAAUGAACAGAACGGGGCAUCCGUAUCACAACGACCACGUGCUGCAUGGGUAUGCUGUGAUGAUUGCCAAAAGUGGCGCUGCAUACCAGCUGACUUGGCAGAUACCAUUGGGACAACAAAUAGCAGAUGGACUUGCAAGGACAACCAAGACAAGACAUUUGCUGGUUGUUCGAUACCACAAGAGAAGACAAACGCUGAGAUUAAUGCUGAGCUAGAUCUUUCAGAUGCUUCUGCUGAUGAAGCUGACAAUGAUAGAUCUAACUCAAAAGCUUCUAGAGCACCAUCCUGGACACAUGUUAGGACAAACUCAUUUCUACAUCGUAACCGCAGGAAUCAAUCCAUCGAUGAGAGCAUGGUAUGCAACUGCAAGUCUCCUCAAGAUGGCAGAAUGGGCUGCAGAGAUGGCUGUUUGAACAGGAUGCUUAAUAUUGAAUGCGAAAAACGUACAUGUCCAUGCGGGGAGCAAUGUUCUAAUCAGCAGUUUCAAAGGCGCAGCUAUGCAAAAAUUAGCUGGUUCCAUUCAGGCAAGAAAGGCUAUGGAUUGGAGUUGCAAGAAGAAGUAUCAGAAGGACGGUUCCUUAUUGAAUAUGUUGGAGAGGUGCUUGAUAUAACGGCUUAUGAACACCGCCAAAGAGAUUAUGCUUCUAAGGGCCAGAAGCAUUUCUACUUCAUGGCACUAAAUGGAGGCGAGGUAAUAGAUGCCUGCACUAAGGGGAACUUGGGCCGGUUCAUCAAUCAUAGCUGCAGUCCUAAUUGUCGUACAGAGAAGUGGAUGGUCAACGGAGAAGUUUGCAUUGGAAUUUUUGCUACGAGGAACAUCAAGAAGGGUGAAGAAUUGACGUUUGAUUACAACUAUGUCCGUGUAUCUGGUGCUGCGCCUCAAAAAUGUUUUUGCGGCACUGCCAAAUGCCGGGGUUACAUUGGUGGAGACAUAUCAGAGUCUGGUAUCAUUUCCCAAGAUGAUGCCGAAGCAGAGCAUUUUCAACCCCUGGUCACUUACAAGGAUGCUGAGGAAUUGCUAGGAAAUGCGUAUUCUCAUGUCGCAGAUCCAAGCAUUGUUGAACAUGAAACAUCCAUCCAACGAGAAGACUCAAAGGAUGCUGAGGAAAUGCUAGGAAAUGCGUAUUCUCAUGUCGCAGAUCCAAACAUUGUUGAACAUGAAACAUCCAUCCAACAAGAAGACUCAAACAACUGCCCACCUGCAACCCCAGAUUCCGAACCUCACCAACAAACUUCGCCUAUCUUAUCUGACACUAGUGAGCCAGAAAAUUCUAUGGAAGCAUGGAGCCCACAGGAUACCGAAGAAGUCACCCGUACUCCUGUGCAUGUGUCCCGAAACAUAGAGAGUUCUUUACAGUUUCCAGUAUACGUCACUCAGCCAUUAGAGUUUUUGGAGAAGACUCCCAGCCCGAUUGAUGGACUGAUGGCUCCAAAUGUGAUGAAUAGAUCAACAUCUAGCUCUGAUAUGGGAGGCAGCUUAGUACCUGGUUUCCAUGCUAAGAAGGAAAACAGUCUAAAACAUCAUAGAAAUGUAAAACUACCAUGUCCUAUUGAUAGUGAGCAUACUCUGGGAGUUGAAGUGAGACUGAACAGCCUGCUGGAUCGAGAUGGAGGUAUCAGCAGGCGAAAAGAUUCAACAAAUGAAUAUUUGAGGCUUCUACUUAGGACUGCAGCGGAUGGUGAAGCUGGGGGGACAUCUAAAAGUAUAAGGGAUCUUGCAUUAAUUCUUGAUGCGCUUCUACAAACAAAAUCAGGAGCUGUCCUCUUGGAUAUCAUCAACAUGAAUGGAUUGCAAAUGCUUCAUAAUAUAUUGAAGCAGAAUAGAGACCAUUUCCUUCGAAGACCUAUAAUUAGGAAGCUUCUGAAGGUAUUGGAAUUUCUAGCUUUGAGGGGAAUCCUGACAGCUGAAAAAAUUAAUGAGGGUCCUCGACUUGCUGGAAUGGAAAGCUUCAGGGACUCGAUGUUGAAGUUGACCCGGCAUAGUGACAAACAUGUUCAUCCUAUUGCUCGAAAAUUCUGUGAUAAAUGGAUCCUUCCUUAUAUGGAUGGACCUGCAAACUGUUCUACACAUUCAUAUUCUGCUAGAAGAAAGCGCAAGAGCCGUUGGGAUUAUCAACCAGAAAGCCACUAUAAAAAAACUGUGAAAGUUUAUUCUGGACAUAGAGAAUUGGAUCUUCAGACUAGUUUGAUUGGAAAUGGGUCGCAGGGGAAUCGGGUAACAAACAGCAACCAUAAUGAUGUUCCUGUUGCAGUUGAUGAUGCGCCUCCAGGGUUUGGUGCAGAUGAUGAUGUGCCUCCAGGGUUUGGUGCAGAUGUGGAUGUGCCUCCAGGGUUUGGUGCAGAUGAGGAUGUGCCUCCAGGGUUUGGUGCAGAUGAGGAUGUGCCUCCAGGAUUUGGUGCAGAAGAUGAUGUGCCUCCAGGGUUUGGUGCAGAUGAUGAUGCGCCUCCAGGGUUUGAGCCUCAACAGGAACAUCAGCCUGCACAAGCUCCUUUAGACUUGGGGGGUGCUCCAGGAUUUUGCCAGGAGAGGUAUCUGCCUAACUCGAGUACUUCGUCUGAAAUUACAGUCGCUCUUGUUCAGCACUUUGGAACUCCAGAAGUUGAAGGAACCCAGUGUGGCCUGAAAUGGAAGGUCGCACCUGGUGUGCCUUUUAAUACUCGAGGGAGUCCUUCUCCUUCCACUUUGUCAAUGCAUAUGCCUCAUCAUGAUGGAGCACCUGCAAUGAAACACAACAGUUCAGGAUAUCGAGGAAGAGGUGCGGACAGAGGCGGAAGAAUACAUAGGAACUGGCGGAAUGGGGAAAGAACUAGAUCUCCGUAUGUUCAGGAAGGAAGGAAAUCCCACAGCAAUCAUCAUAGAUUAGAAAGAUGUGAGCCACCAAGGCAUCAGGAGCAUCAUGGUUCAGGGUUUACCGGCAGAGAAUGACCCAGUCCUGGCUUUGAACCUCAGUUAGUUCUAUGCAUGGUAACUAUUGUUCACAAGUGUAACAGAAACUGUGUUAGCUUUUUAUUCUAUUUAACAGGAGAAGUUCAUUUUAUUACUUGAAGAUAUGCUACAAAUAGGUCAUUACCAUUGCAGUUUUAUUACUAAUUUAUUUGCUCCUUAGAUUCUCCAAUGUGUAAUCUUAUAGGAACAAUUGAUUUGAUUCAUAUCUUACAGUCCUAAAUGGCUAAUUUUUCAUUGUCAA
Messenger RNA from Lolium rigidum, 5891 nucleotides. RefSeq lists its product as uncharacterized. Bases 410 to 5629 code for a protein of 1739 amino acids. Lineage: Eukaryota; Viridiplantae; Streptophyta; Magnoliopsida; Poales; Poaceae. The record is from RefSeq and is a predicted model, not a curated record. Gene Ontology annotation, molecular function: histone H3K36 methyltransferase activity; protein binding; zinc ion binding. Gene Ontology annotation, cellular component: chromatin; nucleus. The transcript has 17 exons. Gene Ontology annotation, biological process: regulation of DNA-templated transcription.